This is a messenger RNA of Impatiens glandulifera, 684 nucleotides long. Its product is annotated as iridoid oxidase-like. The record is from RefSeq and is a predicted model, not a curated record. Bases 1 to 684 code for a protein of 227 amino acids. The transcript is spliced from 2 exons. Gene Ontology annotation, molecular function: oxidoreductase activity, acting on paired donors, with incorporation or reduction of molecular oxygen; iron ion binding; heme binding. NCBI's taxonomy places the organism in Eukaryota, Viridiplantae, Streptophyta, Magnoliopsida, Ericales, Balsaminaceae.
AUGGAGUUCCAAGGUGACAAUAGAGAAGGGCUUAGCAGAGUUUCCGAGGAAAACCUCAAUAUCCUUAUUAUGGAAAUGUUUUUUGCAGGAUCCGAGACCACAAGUAACUCGAUCGAGUGGCUAAUGUCAGAGCUACUAAACCACCCCAAUUGCAUGAUGAAGUUGAAAGAUGAGCUCGAUAGAAUAGUGGGAAGGGGAAGAAAAAUAGAAGAAAGCGAUAUCGAUAAACUCUCAUAUUUGCAAGCGUGUGUGAAAGAAGCCUUAAGAUUGCACCCUCCACUACCCAUGCUCCACCCAAGGAAUUCAAUGGAAGACACGAAUUACAAUGGCUACUUCAUACCCAAAGGCACACAAGUCUUAGUAAAUGCCUAUGCAAUAGGGAGAGAUCCUGAAGUAUGGGAUGACCCCUUGGAUUUUAAACCCGAGAGGUUCCUCGACAAGAACAUAGAGCUAGUUGGUCAACAUUUUGGGUUGAUUCCUUUCGGGGCGGGCAGAAGGAUAUGUAUGGGUUAUGCUUUGGGACAAAGAGUGCUUCAUCUUGUCACCGCGACUCUUAUCCACACGUUCGACUGGAAAGUAGGAGAUUCGACAACUCCUGGGAUGAUUGACAUGAACGAAAAGAUGGGGAUAACAGUAAGAAAAUUGAUUCCCUUAAAAAUCAUACCUACGAAACGAGUACUCUAA